AAUCAAAAAAAAUUAUUAUAAAAUAAAAAUAAGAUGGGACAAAACAAAAGUAAAUUAGAGAAUGGAAAGAAAUCUCAUCUUCACUAUUAAGUUUAUUAGAUUUUAGAUGAAUUCAAAGAGAUUGAAGAGAAAUACUUUUAUUAUAGAAAAUAGGCUUAUAUGGCGCAUGAUCCAACUAAUUAUUAGGAAUAUUUAGAAUAAGAUUUAGACAUAAUUGAUGAAACCAAAUUUUUUAUCGAGUAGAUAGAAAGAUUUCCUUCAAUUGAAUUGAUAUCGGCGUUUGUCAAAUAUUUAGAUUUCAUUUAUCGUUCUUAUGAAUAAUUCAAAUAAGUUUAAUAACAGCUCCAAGUUGUGCAGAAUAAACUUCAUUUCAUGCAACUUGAUUUAAAUAAUUCAUAAAAUUUCUAAGGAAUUUCUUAGUUAGUGAAAGACAAAUUUUCUUAUGUAUAAUCACUAUCUUUUUAAAUUCACCAACAAAAGUAAAGCUCUCUAAGGACAAAAAUUAACCUCUUAAAAAAUAUUUUGAAUACUUUGCAAUAUCAAUACUAAGAAGAAACAUUAAAUGGAUAUAUGAACUGCUUGGAAGAUAUAUCUACUCAAUAUUCUAGUUAGAUGAUAGCUAUUUCAGAAUCUGACUCUUCAUCUCAGCACUGA
This is a messenger RNA of Tetrahymena thermophila SB210, 654 nucleotides long. RefSeq lists its product as hypothetical. The record is from RefSeq and is a predicted model, not a curated record. The transcript has a single exon. NCBI's taxonomy places the organism in Eukaryota, Ciliophora, Oligohymenophorea, Hymenostomatida, Tetrahymenidae.